AUGUCAAAAAGUGCUUCAACGGCAGAGAAUAGCAGCUCUUCACUGCUCCUCUCUCCUCGUAGUACCAUCAACAACAACAAUUCCUUGUCUGUUGGUCAUACAACACCAAGAGUCUCCAACAACAACAUUCAAUCACAAGCAUCACCCUCUGUCGUGGAUAGUCAUCAAAACAAUAAUGAGAAUAGUAGGACUUCGGGAAUAUCAUCUGCCUGGAGCAAGCCAUCAUCAUCCCUCACCAAUGCCACAAAGAAGAGCUCAGGCACCCCGCAAGCUUGGAGAAAUGAUCAGUCAUCGGAAUCUCCUUCCAUCAACUCAUCCAAUGUUUCGUCACCAGAGGUCAAGAUCAAUCCAAGAGAAACAUUCAACAAAAACAAAGGGAAUAAUUAUUCCCAGAAAAACCUUCAUUCGUUUCGAGUUGUGAAUGUUUCCUCGACUAGUAGCAAUACAUCGUCUCAAGUUAAAAGCCCAAAGCCUAGCUCUUCGAACACGGUGAAAAAACCUCCCUCUCCUUCAAUCCCAUCUGCCACACCUUCUCAAGAUGAAAACUCAAAAAAUUCAGCCUUGUCAUCAUUGACUUCUCCCAGAGGAGGUGUCGAUUGUUCACAAGAAAUGAAAGACGAUUUGAAAAGAUACAUUGAAGAAUUACAUAGAGAGUGUGAAGUGAAUGGCCAAGAUUUUACGAUGGAGGUUGUCAAUAUUUUGUCGUCUACAUGUAAUGAACUUUCGGAACUUCUACAACGACAAACAGAACAGAGAUCAACUAUGAAUAUAUCUUCCAGCUCUUCCAUGGCAGACAUCAUUUCAGGUCCGUUUUUGAAUGAUUCCAUUACGUCACCUUCAAAUUUUGGACAAAUUCAAAAAAGCACAUCAUUCGAAGAAUUAUUCAAUAGCCCAAGCUUUGGAACGCAAGGAAGAUGCUGGGGUGAUGUGUCACCUGACAUUUCACCACCCAGCUCUCCUGAUAUUAUGUCUGUACGAGAAAGACUCUCAUCUCCCAGUAGACGAAAACUCUCUCCUGAGGACAUCAGGCGAAGGCAAGAAGAAAAAAUGGCUCGCUCCGCAUGGAAUAGACAGACAAAGCAGAUCCAGCAAGAAGUCAAGUUUUUGAGAGAAGCUGAAAAGCAAAAGGAGGUGUUGAAGAAGAGAGAGAAAGAAUUAGAGGAAACAAAAAAGAGGCAAGAAGAGAAACAUGAGAGAGCGAGAAAGAAUAAUCAAAUUCACAUUAAGAAAGUUAUGGAAGAAGCAAGAAAAGAAAGCGAAAAAGUAGAAGAAGUUAAAUUUAUCAAAAGCUUAGAAGAAGAAAAGAACAAAUUUCAACUUGACCAAAAAUUAUCUGCAUCACAAGAAAGACGAGAACGAGAGCAAAACAAAAUCAAGGUCAAGUGCACAAAGGAUUUAGAAAAAGAAAAAGCUGCAAAAUUAAGACGUGAACAAUUGGAGGCAGAGAGACAAAAAGAAAUUUAUGAAAGUAUUAAGGCCAAAGAGAAGAAAGGAGAGUUGAUUAAAGAAAAAAAAGAAAAGGAAUCAGCAGAACGAAUCAACAAGAAGGUUGAAUAUGAAAAAAAGAUACAAAAAACAAAGAAAGAAUCCGAAUUAACAACUCAUUUACUUUCUGAAAAAUUAGAAAAAAAGUUAGAAGCUGCUGAGGAUAGAAAAACAAAAACUAUCGAGACCAAAAAAGCCAAAGCAUCCAUAGAUCUUAAAAAAGUUGAAGAAGCAAGGAAAAGAGCUGUCUCUCCUCCUAAAACUGAAAAUUCUGUUGUCUUAUUGCCCAGCAGUGAAGAAGAUCCUUCUCAUAAUACCAAAAAAGCUAAUAAGAAAUUCAAAAAGGCAAAACAAAAAUUCUUAAAGGCAUUCGAGUCUAUGGAAAAGAAAUUACUUCAAAUUAGACCAAAAACAAAACCUAAAACAACCCUAUUCAAAAAGACUGUCCAGCAUAUCAAGGAUCCAACAAAACCUGAAGUGUUAAUUUCUGCUCUACUGUCAAUUUCUAGAAUUACAAGAAACGAUAGUUUAGAGGCUUUGAGAGAUGAAGGCGCUUUAGAUUGUGUCUGUUUACAAAUGAGCCAAAGCAAAGAUGCAGAAGAGAGAUCUGCAUAUAUUCAUGCUCUUAACACACUCUGCAAGAACAAGGAAAACUUAAUUUAUAUCAACACUACUAACUCACUAAUAUGUUCAAUAUUGCAAACAGCAAUUGACGUUGGUAAUCAACCAUCAUCCCUUCCUGAAUUGGAAAUGAUGAUUGUUAUCAUUACCAAGCUAUUACAAACUCCAACUGCGGAGGCAGUAGAAACAGAGGUCAUGUUUAAGGACUAUUUUAUUGAUUUUAUUGUCAACACAAAACUCUUAGAUACUAUCAAAGCUCAAGUUAAAUAUGUUGACGAGAUUUCACUUCAAGAGAGAUCUUCAUUCAUUUUAAAGAGCUUGGAGCUAGUUAGAGUGCUGACAACUUUCCCAUAUGCUAAAGUUAGACAUUUACCUGUUUAUGUACAAAAGAAAGGCACUGAGGUUGAAAAUCUAAUUGAUAAGUUUAGAAAGACAAACAUUAUUGACAUCUUGCCUGUUCUCAGCACCAUGAUACUUGCAAAUGGUCCACUUAGAGGAAAUACCAAACCAGAAAUGAAUGAUUUAGCACUCAAGAUUACAUUCUUGACAUUUAGAAUUUUAAACAAUCUGUCCUGUAUUGAUCUAGACUUUGUACAGAAAACGUUGGGAGAAACAUUCCAAACUGAAUUAUUUCACAUUAUUGGAUACCUUUUAGCGUAUAUUGAAUCUGUAAAUUAUGAACCAUCCAUUGUAGUAUAUGAUGGAUUCACAUCAACCACCCCCAACAACAAAAUUACUAUUCCAGAUUUAUUGAACGAGAUCAUUUUAGAGAUUGGAUACUUUUGUUUGGAAUGUCAAUCCAAUCAAGACAUGCUUCAUUAUCAUAAUGGAAGAAAUCCAACACUACUUCAAAGACUCAUCUCACUACCUGAGAAAUAUUAUUCUGAACAUCAAAACAGACAAAUUCUCUUACCAACACUAAUCUGUGCAGUCUUUGAAAAUGACACAAAUAGAGAAAUUCUGAGAAAGGAAAUGAAUACAUCCAUUCUGAUACAAUUUAUCGAACAAGAAGUACAAGCUCUCAAAAAAGAUACCAAUCUUCGAAACAAAUUCAAUGUCCCUCAUCCAAGAUUCCAAUUUGAGAAUCGAUUCCCCUUAAAAUCCACAGAGAAGGCAAUUUCGUAUCUUGAAGGAAAGUACAACAUGUUACCUGAAGAACCUGAACAUUCAGAACUGAAUACCUCCUCGAUCCAUGAAGAAGAUUUAGUGUUAGAGGACUUAUCAGAGCCAAAGAGUCAUGUACAGAAAGAAGAUUUAUCCAAAGAAAGUCCACAAAAAGAAGUGUUUAAUAAUUAA
Naegleria fowleri is the source of this 3402-nucleotide messenger RNA. RefSeq lists its product as uncharacterized. The record is from RefSeq and is a predicted model, not a curated record. The transcript has 2 exons. The coding region runs from base 1 to 3402 and encodes 1133 amino acids. Lineage: Eukaryota; Heterolobosea; Eutetramitea; Acrasida; Naegleriidae.